AUGGAUGGAAAUAGCCACUUUAAUAAUCACUCUUCGCAUAAACAGCCUCGACCUUCUCAAUCUAUUCCUCAGCUAGCGUCCCAGUUUCAAGCAACAUCUCUGCAUCCUACAAGUUCAUUUAACUUUGCCCAUCAGGGCAACUUUCAACAGGGACUCUCGCCACAGCAGCAGUCACCGCCACCGCAGCAGCAACAACAGCAGCAGUCACCGCCACCGCAGCAGCAACAACAGCAGCAACAGCAUCCACAAAACUCGCUACAACAGCAGCAACAACAGCAGCAGUACCAUAAUCCCUCUGCAACAGCUGCCGCUGCCGCUGCUGCCGCUGCUGCUAAUGCUUCUUCGUCUGCAACGUCUUUAGCUUCGACCUCUUCAUCCACAAGCCCACAGCGGCCACUUGGUCCUUCUACUCGCGAUACAGCUUUUACAAAUAUAUUUGGGUUUUCGCGACCCCAGCCUUCAAUUUCUGGCCCAGCUUCGGGGAAUGGCUCAACAACAACCACUUCUGAUCGUCAUUUCUCAUCUGGCAAUAACAAUAACAAUUCAUUUGGUUAUUCUCAGGCUGGCACUUUCCCAGAUCAUCACCAAUUUGCUUCAAAUAUAACAAGUAGUGGCGGUUCUUCAGGGGGAGGAGGAGGAGCCAUGCCUUUGUCUUCUUUGCCUUCCCCAAUAAACAUGUCACAGAUUCCACCUGUUCCAGUAACGACUAAAUUCAAUAGCGCUUAUGAUGAGAGCAUGAAUAACCGAAUUUAUGCUAACGGUGCAAAUUAUAACAACUCUUCUAAUACUGGGUUCCCGAGGCCAAAUCGCUCGGAAUCGCCCGCACCUAGUCCAUUUUCGGUUCCACCGGGCCAACAGCAGCAACAACAACCUCAACCUCAACCUCAACCUCAACAGCAGACGUUUUACUCUCCGCCGCCCAUUGCUCAGAUCCCGCACCGACCAGGGUCUGCGGGACCUCAACUGCAGCCCGCAUUCCAGCAGCAAGAUAUAAAUAGAAAUUUUGAUUUUGCUUCAGCCAACCAUCACCGCCAACAACAGCAACUGCAACAGUUUGCGCACGGCGGCGGGGUACCACAUCGCCCGAGUCUCCAAACCUCCCACCAGUAUGGUUCAUUGCCUCGAUCUCCUUCCUUGCCUGCUAAUCACUUGUCUGCUCAGCUUAAUCAAAUUUCUCAAAACCAAAGCCAACAACAACAACAGCAGCAGCAGCACCAACAACCCCGGUCUGCAUCUGGUGGCAACAUGCCUUCUCAUGUACCUGUACCACAUGCUGUGAGACCUCCUGCUAGUCAGUACAAUCCAAACGUAAUUCCUGCUCUUCCUGCGCCGUCCACUCGGAGCAUGUCCCUUACAUCGGCGUCUCGGCCUUCAGGGCCUAUGGAUCGGGAUUUACAUGGACGAAGUCAAACAAUGACUCUUUCAGGCCGAAUUAUUCCGCGCCGACAGGGGAUUGAGAUGCUUCCUCAUUUGCACCCAAAUACUGCUUCGUCCAGUGGUAACAAUACCAAUCAGCGAUCAACGUCGACUGGGUCUGCAUCGUCUUCAACAUCACUAGUUCCUAUCAAGGGAGUUAAGUCUAAGAAUCAAAGAUCUACAUCGACAUCUUCGCGUGCCUCAGAAGAGGGAGUUUCGCUUUCGGACCCUGCUCCCAUGUUCCCGUCGCCAUCGUCUCAUGGGUCGCCCAAUUCGUCUUUUUCACGUGGAACUCCGUUCCCAGCACCAACUACCAUUAUUACUACUUCGCGUCGAUCACCACUUGUUAAGCCGGCCUUUUUGUCUAAAGUAGCCCAAGCCUUUCAGCAGCGCAUUGUUCUUCGGGACCGAGUCAAAAACGAGUUGACUUAUACAAAGGCCUUUACUGGUAUUGAGGCGAUAGACUUAAUUUGCUACAUUAUUCAGAGCACGGACCGCAACAUGGCUCUACUUCUUGGGCGUGCAUUAGAUGCGCAAAAGCUUUUCCACGAUGUUACUUAUGAGCACCGACUGCGGGACCGCCCCGAUGAGGUUUACCAGUUUAACGAGAUUAUGGUGGAGCGUGAAGAGGAUGAGCAUGGCCACAUGUCUAAUAGUCUUAGCAAUAGUGUGACUAGUAUUUCUAGCAUGAAUUCAAUUACAGCUACGACUACUGGUGGCACUCUUGUUAACGCUGUUAUUCCUAAUACUGGCACUAAAGGUGCUGUUUCUUCUCAUGCAGCUAAUGAGCGUGCAAAUAGCGUUAGCAGUGUCAAUCAGCAUCAGGGUCAGCAACAUCAAGGCCACCCUGAACAUUCGAAAAAGUCUGAAGCCACAUCUGUUCCUGUCAAUGGUAUUUUUGUCCUUUUAACUAAGUGUUAUUCUCCCACGUGUAGGCCAGACCGCCUUUGUUAUUCAGUUGGAUGUCCAAAAAGGUUGGAGCAGCAAGCAAGAUUGAACAUAAAGCCUAAUUCUGUUUUAAAGCGGGCUGAAAGUCGAUUGUCGCUUCAUGGUGAUGAUGAAAAAGAGCACAAACUGUGGAUUCAUACAGUAUCAAAGGAUAUUGUGGACAGUGUGAGUGACAAGGAGAAAAAACGACAGGAGGUGAUUUGUGAACUGAUUUACACUGAGCGAGAUUUUGUCAAAGACUUGGAGUAUUUGCGGGACUUUUGGAUCAAGCCAUUACAGGUGGGCAACAUUAUCCCUGAGUCUCGUCGGAAAAGCUUCUUGAACCAAGUGUUUGGAGUUAUUCCUGAGGUUCAUGCGGUCAACAUUAAGUUAGCGGAUGCACUGACAAAGCGGCAGCAGCAGGCUCCGAUUGUUGACCAAGUUGGAGAUAUAUUUUUGGAGUAUGUGCCCAAGUUUAAGCCGUUUAUUGAGUACGGCAAGAAGCAGGUAUAUGCCAAGUAUGUGUUUGAGGGGGAGAAGAGCAAUAAUUCAGCAUUUGCCAAGUUUGUUGAUGAAACUGAGCGGAAGAAGGAGUCUCGGAAGCUUGAGUUGAAUGGUUAUUUGACUAAGCCGACGACGCGGUUGGCGCGAUACCCGUUGUUGUUGGAUGCAAUUUUGAAGGCGACAGAUGAUUCGAAUCCAGACAAGGAGAAUUUACCCAAGGCUCGGACGCUUGUACGAGAGUUUUUGACGCAGUUGAAUAUUGAGAGUGGACGGUCUGAGAACCGGCAGCAGUUGAUGCAGUUGAAUAAUAAGAUUCAGUUCCGACCGAAUGAGCGUGUUGAUUUGAAGUUGACAGAUGAGAGCCGACAGAUUAUCUUUAAGGGGACAAUGAAGAAGCGUACUGGAGAUAAGGAGAAUCAAGGAGAUGUUUUGAUUUACUUGUUUGACAAUAGUUUGUUGUUUCUUCGGCCUAAGAUUGUGAAUAAGCGUGAGAAUUUAAAUGUUUAUCGCAAGCCUAUUCCUCUUGAACUUUUGGUAAUUAAUGAAAGCGAUGAAGCGCCACCAAAGGGGGCGACACGUCGUACGUCUUCUUCUCUUAUUUCUACAGCUGCUAAGGUUGCGCCGUUGAAGGAAAAUGCGCAGAACCGAUACCCUAUAAUGUUUCAACACCUUGGACGACGGGGGUACGAAUUGAUUUUGUACACAUCGUCGUACAUUAGCCGAAAGAAGUGGGUGGAGAAUAUUAUGGACCAGAAGAAGGUUCUUAUUGAGAAGAGUGAUGUAUACACACAACACAUUUUGAUGCAACGGUUUUUUGAUCCGUCGAAUCGGGUGAAUUGUGUGACACCUUUUGAUGGUGGGCGCAAGUUACUUUACGGGACGGAUAAUGGUAUUUGGAUUUCAGAUACCAAGAUGUCAGCGGAUGGUGCUGGUCGGGUGACUACGAAGCCUGUUCGGGUGAUUAAUGUGUCUUCAGUGUCUCAGAUUGAUGUGAUUGAGGAGUAUAAUAUGCUUCUUGCCAUGUCUGAGAAGACACUUUACACUUGGCCGCUAGACUGUUUAGAGACGUCUGAUCCGAUUGGGAAUGAGCGCCGGGCACGCAAGGUGAUUGGGCACAUUAAUUUUUACAAGGUUGGUCUUGGGAAGGGGAAGAUUUUGGUGUGUACUGCAAAGAAUGGGUCAUCGACGUCGACGUUGAAGGUUCUUGAGCCUGCGGAUCCUACUCCUAGGGGGAAGAGGCCACCGUUGCGCAAGCUUUUACGGACUCAAGCAGAGGGGCUUGCAGUGCUUAAAGAGAUGGUUGUAUCGAGUGAGAUUGUUUCAAUUAAUUUUUUGACCAACAAUUUGUGUGUUGGGUGCACCAAGGGGUUUGAGAUUAUGAGUUUGGACACUUAUAUGUCAGAGUCAGUGCUUGCACUUGCGGAUACUGCGCUUGAUUUUGUGACUCGACGGGAGACGGUAAAGCCUAUUGCGAUUUACAGGUUACAGAGUGAAUUUCUGUUGAAUUACAGUGACUUUUCAUUUUAUGUGAAUGCCAGUGGGUGGUUAUCACGGCCCAAGUGGAUUAUUCAUUGGGAGGGGUUGCCUCAAGGGUUUGCCAUGUCGUAUCCCUAUAUUAUUGGGUUUGAGCCUAGUUUUGUUGAGAUUCGGCAUAUGGAGACUGGGGAGAUUGUACGGGUGAUUACUGGAGAGAACAUUAGGUUUUUACAUGAGAAUACGCGGGAGAUUAUGUAUGCUUUUGAGGAUGAGAAUGGGUACGAUGUUGUUGCAUCUUUGGAUUUCUGGCAGAAGGAGAAGAAGCAAGGGGGUAGUGGUGGAGUGAAGAAGAGUAGUUUAGAUGAGAAGGAGGGUGAGUAA
Messenger RNA from Magnusiomyces paraingens, 4704 nucleotides. RefSeq lists its product as uncharacterized. Bases 1 to 4704 code for a protein of 1567 amino acids. Gene Ontology annotation, molecular function: guanyl-nucleotide exchange factor activity. Gene Ontology annotation, biological process: intracellular signal transduction. The record is from RefSeq and is a predicted model, not a curated record. The transcript has 2 exons. NCBI's taxonomy places the organism in Eukaryota, Fungi, Ascomycota, Dipodascomycetes, Dipodascales, Dipodascaceae.